Penicillium taxi is the source of this 1284-nucleotide messenger RNA. Its product is annotated as tRNA methyltransferase TRM7. The record is from RefSeq and is a predicted model, not a curated record. Bases 1 to 1284 code for a protein of 427 amino acids. Gene Ontology annotation, molecular function: tRNA methyltransferase activity. Gene Ontology annotation, biological process: cytoplasmic translation; tRNA methylation. Lineage: Eukaryota; Fungi; Ascomycota; Eurotiomycetes; Eurotiales; Aspergillaceae. The transcript has a single exon. Gene Ontology annotation, cellular component: cytoplasm.
AUGGGCAAGUCUUCCAAGGAUAAGCGCGAUGCUUAUUAUCGCCUAGCCAAGGAACAGAAUUGGCGCGCCCGCUCAGCGUUCAAGUUGAUACAGAUCGACGAGCAAUUCGAUCUCUUCGAACACGAAAACCCGGAAAAAGUUACAAGAGUAGUAGAUCUUUGUGCUGCUCCGGGAAGCUGGAGUCAAGUACUCAGUCGUGUUCUCAUCAAGGGUGAUAGUUUCGGGCGACGGUCAUGGGUCGAUAAGAAGCGCAGAGAAAAGCAGAUCUUGCAAGAAGUUACCGGUUCAACAACAAAUGAUACCGGAAAUGAGAUUCAGAUCGGCGAGAGCGACCCAAGCUCUGAGCUGAAGCCUCGCAAAAAUGUUAGAAUCGUCUCGAUUGAUCUCCAACCCAUGGCGCCUCUCGAAGGUAUAACCACUCUUAAAGCCGACAUCACACACCCCUCCACAAUCCCUCUACUUCUGCGCGCUCUGGACCCUGAAGCCUACGACUCGCAAGCGCAAUUUUCUUCAGAAAUUCGAACGCCCCAUUCUGUUGAUCUCGUUAUUUCGGAUGGUGCGCCAGAUGUGACAGGUCUGCACGACCUGGACAUCUAUAUCCAGUCGCAAUUGCUCUAUGCUGCUCUAAAUCUCGCCAUGGGUGUACUUCGCCCAGGUGGUAAAUUUGUGGCCAAGAUCUUCCGUGGCAGAGAUGUUGACGUCUUAUAUGCACAGUUACGUACGGUCUUCGAACGGGUUAGUGUAUCCAAGCCUCGGAGUAGUCGAGCUAGCAGUUUGGAGGCAUUUGUGGUCUGCGAAGGAUUCAUUCCUCCUAUCAGUGCAGAAGGGCUCGUGGGAAUGGCGGCAUUGAAGAAUCCUCUUUUCGGUGGCUCUGCAGCACCAAAGCCUAUCUCAGAAGAUGGCAAUGUGGGUAUUGAGGUCUCUGACGAUCUAGACCAAGAUACCCUCGCUCGAAAUGUAGUGGCAAAUACAAUAUCGAGAGACAAUGCCUCUACACCAAAUCACUCCUUUGAAGUCCGCCAUCUUGAAACAUCAGAGCAGCCGCAGCUUCAGAAACUGUCCAAUAAAUUUGCGACGGAGAAUAGGUGGAUACCUUCUUUCAUUGCUUGUGGUGAUCUGUCUACAUGGGAUUCAGAUGCGUCGUAUGCUCUUCCUCCGGACCAUAUUAGUCUGGAUCCGGUGCAACCGCCUACUGCGCCGCCUUAUCGUAAAGCCUUGGAGCUUAAAAAAGAGAAAGGUGGCGCGUAUGGUAAAACAAAAUUUGGGCAGCUAGGCAGGGCCUGA